Nicotiana attenuata is the source of this 456-nucleotide messenger RNA. Its product is annotated as putative glycine-rich cell wall structural protein 1. The coding region runs from base 1 to 456 and encodes 151 amino acids. The transcript has a single exon. The record is from RefSeq and is a predicted model, not a curated record. Lineage: Eukaryota; Viridiplantae; Streptophyta; Magnoliopsida; Solanales; Solanaceae.
AUGGCAUACAAGUUAAUGCUUCUUGUUGUUUUGGGUGUUCUCGUUCAAACUUCCUGUGCAAGGAAGCUUCUGGGGGAUUCAUUUUUACCCAAUUUUGACUUAAACGGAGGGUUUGACCAAAUUCUAGGAGGUCUUGGUGGCGGCGGUGGAGGUGGCGGAGGUGGAGGAGGUGGAGGAGGGGGUAGUGAUGGUGGAUUUGGCAUCGGCUUUGGAUAUGGCGAGGGUCACGGAUCAGGAGCGAACGGCAGUGGUGGCGGUGGUGGAGGCGGCGGAGGUGGUGGUGGAGGUAGUAAUGGUGGGUCUGGUGUCGGCUUUGGAUAUGGCGAGGGUCAUGGGUCAGGUGCAAAUGGUGGUGGCGGCGGUGGAGGAGGUGGUGGAGGCGGCGGUGGUGAUAAAGAUGGUGGUAGUGGUUUUGGUUUCGGAGAAGGAUGGGGCCACGGUGGUAGUAGAUUUUGA